UGUUUAGAAGUCUCAAUCGACCCUUAUGAAACUCUUUAAAGCAAUAGAAACAGAAAUAUCUAAUAACGUAGUUUAACCGAUUAAUAUCGAUUACUUUUAUCCUUCCAUAUCUAUAAAUAUUGGCGAAUUACAAAUCUUCAAAAUGGUUGAUGCAGUUCAAAAGGAAUUUGUGCAGACGUUUAUUAAUUUUUUGAAACACCCGAACACUUCUCAAAAUUUGUCUUCAGAUUGUAGAGAAAGUGUUGAUGUUGCAGUUCAAUGUCUUCAAACCGCGUUUGAUAUAUCCGACGAGGUGGCAUUGCAAUCCUCGCUAGCUUCGGAAAACCAAAGUGAACAUGAACGAAAAAGUAGUAUUGAUUUGUUUGAGAUAUUUCAAACUCUAUUUAUUGAUCGGAAUCCAAAAGCAACACAAAUGGCCGAGUCAUUCAAAAAUGAAGGUAAUCGACUCAUGAAAGAAGGAAAAUAUAAUGAAGCUCUUUUGCAGUAUAAUCGUGCCAUAAGCUUUGAUCCAAGGAAUGCCAUUUAUUACUGUAAUCGUGCAGCUGCAUAUAUACGUUUAAAUUAUAAUGAAAAUGCUGUCACAGAUUGUAAGACAGCAUUAUUAUAUAAACCUACAUAUGGCAAAGCUUAUGGAAGGCUUGGUAUAGCUUACUCUAAUCUGAAAAAAUUUUCGGAGUCACAACAAGCUUAUGAAAUGGCAAUUGAAUUGGAACCGGAAAAUCAGGAUUAUCGUAACAAUUUGGAAGUAGCUCGCGACGCCGCUCAAUUACGUGAUUCAAUUCCUCAGAUAUCAGAUAGUAUUAAUUCUAUGCUAUCUUCGCAAGCAAUUCGGAACUUAGUUAAUGAUGCUGAAAUAGACUUGGGACAAUUGCAGGCUUUGAGCCAAGAUCCAGUUGUAAGAAAUGCAGUACAACAACUAUGUUCGGGGAUACCAGCAAAUAGUAAUGGUCCGAUGGUCUCCCCUUUACUUCCCAAUAGUAUGUUACAACUUUUUCAAUCAAUCGCUAGCCAAAUGUCGUCUCAAGGAGAAGGUAGGUCGAAUGACAGACCAAGUUCAAACACGGAUUCCCAUCCACCUGCUAUAUAAAAGCCGAUUGCAGAUAGAAGAAUGUGGAUGACGUGUUGGAAUACGGAUUGCCCAGGUUAUAUUAUUAAUAUGAUAUGGUUGAAUAUGAUAUGGUGAAUUUAUGUCGUAUUAAAAAUUUAAAAUUAAAAAAAAAA
Messenger RNA from Bactrocera dorsalis (oriental fruit fly), 1221 nucleotides. RefSeq names its product small glutamine-rich tetratricopeptide repeat-containing protein beta (gene Sgt). Gene Ontology annotation, biological process: post-translational protein targeting to endoplasmic reticulum membrane. Bases 143 to 1087 code for a protein of 314 amino acids. Gene Ontology annotation, molecular function: protein binding; molecular adaptor activity. Gene Ontology annotation, cellular component: membrane; TRC complex. The record is from RefSeq and is a predicted model, not a curated record. Lineage: Eukaryota; Metazoa; Arthropoda; Insecta; Diptera; Tephritidae. The transcript has a single exon.